AUGCCUAUGCUCCAGGAUCCCUCGAAGAAGUACAAAAAGUUUGUACCUCUUCAGCUGCCCAACCGCCAAUGGCCGUCCAAGACCCUCGACAAGCCGCCGCGAUGGCUGGCAACCGACCUGAGAGACGGUAACCAGAGUCUGGUCGACCCCAUGAACGGCGAGGAGAAAUGGAGGUUUUUCAAGAUGCUGGUGGACCUCGGCUACAAGGAGAUUGAGGUUUCGUUUCCUUCGGCUUCGCAAACCGACUUUGACUUUACAAGACGCUUGAUCGAGACCCCCGGUGUCGUACCCGACGACGUCGCAAUCCAGGUCCUCUCCCCGUGCCGGGAGGAUUUUAUCCGCCGAACCGUUGACUCCCUCAAGGGUGCCAAGAAGGCCAUUCUUCACAUCUACCUGGCCACGAGCGAAUGUUUCCGUCGCAUCAUCUUUGGCUUCACCGAGGAGGAGAGCAUUGAUUUGGCAGUCAAGUGCACCAAGUACGCCAGAUCCAUCACAAAGGACGAUCCGUCGCAAGCUGGCACCGAAUGGAGUUUCGAAUUCAGCCCCGAGACUUUCUCGGACACCAGCCCCGAGUUCGCCAUUCGGAUAUGCGAGGCCGUCAAGGCUGCCUGGGAGCCAACAAAGGAGAACCCCAUCAUCUUCAACCUCCCCGCGACAGUCGAGAUGUCCACGCCCAACGUUUACGCCGAUCAGAUCGAGUUCUUCUGCACAGGAAUUACCGAGCGGGAGAAGGUCUGUGUCUCUCUGCACCCGCACAACGACCGCGGAUGCGCCGUUGCUGCCGCCGAACUGGCUCAGAUGGCUGGUGCCGAUCGUGUAGAAGGUUGUCUCUUCGGAAACGGUGAGCGCACCGGUAAUGUCGACCUGGUCACUCUUGCAUUGAACUUGUACACGCAAGGAAUUCACCCCAAUGUCGACUUCUCCGACAUGGGCCGUGUAAUUGACACGGUAGAGCUUUGCAACAAGAUCCCUAUCCACCCGCGUGCGCCCUACGGAGGUUCCCUUGUCGUAUGUGCCUUCAGUGGCUCUCACCAAGACGCCAUCAAGAAGGGCUUCAACGUGCGCAAGCAAAAGGGAGGUGAUGCGGCCGGCCACUGGGAGGUUCCAUAUCUUCCUCUCGAUCCCCAGGAUAUUGGCCGUACCUACGAAGCAGUUAUUCGUGUCAACUCGCAGAGUGGAAAGGGUGGUAGCGCCUGGAUCAUCCUCCGCAAGCUUGAGCUUGACCUCCCUCGUGGCUUGCAAGUAGCCUUCAGCAGGGUCGUCCAAAAGCGCGCCGACGAGCUUGGCAGAGAGCUCUUGUCCGAUGAGAUCACGAAUCUCUUUGAGGAGACUUAUUUCUUGAAGGACCACCCCCGCUUCAACAUUAUUGAUUACUCCAUUUCCGUCGACAGAUCUGCCUCGCCAGCUCCUCCAGCAGAGGGCAAGACGCAAGACACCAAGAACCUCGGUCGUGUCUUUGAAGGUGUGAUCUCCAUUGAUGGUCAUGAGUACAAGCUCCGCGGCCGUGGUAACGGACCCAUCUCCUCUUUGGCCAAUGCCCUCAAAGGUAUUGGAAUCGACUUGGACGUGGCCGAUUACAAGGAGCACGCCAUUGGCGAGGGUCGUGAUGUCAAGGCUGCUACCUACAUUGAGUGUACCGCAUCCGGCACUCCUCAAAAGGUCUGGGGUGUUGGUAUCCACGAGGAUGUUGUCCAAAGCUCUCUGGUUGCCCUUUUGAGUGCAGCAAGCAACUUCGUCCUGAGCCGGCCAGGAAGCCCGAUUGCCUCAAAGACUGCGCCGCGCCGUACUCUCAGCCGCGAGCUGGACCUCGACGGCGGUAUCCAGGCACCUCAUGCGACGAAUGGCACAAAUGGCACAAAUGGUACCCCAUCUGAGGUUGUCAACGGCCUUGAGGCCAAGACCAAUGGCUUGUAA
Messenger RNA from Pestalotiopsis fici W106-1, 1914 nucleotides. RefSeq names its product 2-isopropylmalate synthase. Bases 1 to 1914 code for a protein of 637 amino acids. Gene Ontology annotation, biological process: L-leucine biosynthetic process. NCBI's taxonomy places the organism in Eukaryota, Fungi, Ascomycota, Sordariomycetes, Amphisphaeriales, Sporocadaceae. The transcript has 4 exons. Gene Ontology annotation, molecular function: 2-isopropylmalate synthase activity. The record is from RefSeq and is a predicted model, not a curated record. Gene Ontology annotation, cellular component: mitochondrion.